Acytostelium subglobosum LB1 is the source of this 543-nucleotide messenger RNA. RefSeq lists its product as hypothetical. Gene Ontology annotation, biological process: vesicle-mediated transport; intracellular protein transport. Gene Ontology annotation, cellular component: plasma membrane; cytoplasm. The annotation marks the transcript as partial. The record is from RefSeq and is a predicted model, not a curated record. Gene Ontology annotation, molecular function: GTPase activity; GTP binding. The transcript has a single exon. Lineage: Eukaryota; Evosea; Eumycetozoa; Acytosteliales; Acytosteliaceae.
ACGACAAUGGGAUCAGCAUUCGGAAAGCUCUUUGCAUCAUUCUUUGGAAAGAAGGAUAUGAGAAUCUUGAUGGUCGGUUUGGAUGCCGCCGGAAAGACUACAAUCCUUUACAAGCUCAAGCUGGGCGAGAUCGUAACCACUAUCCCAACGAUUGGAUUCAACGUCGAGACCGUCGAGUUUAGAAACAUCAGCUUCACCGUGUGGGACGUCGGUGGACAGGACAAGAUCCGUCCAUUGUGGAGACAUUACUUCCAGAACACACAAGGUCUGAUCUUUGUCGUCGACUCCAACGACAGAGAGCGCACUCAAGAGGCCUGCGACGAGCUGCAAAAGAUGCUCAACGAGGACGAGCUGCGCGACGCCGUCCUGCUGGUCUUCUGCAACAAGCAGGAUUUGCCCAAUGCCAUGAGCGUUGCCGAGGUCACCGACAAGCUCAACCUACACUCACUCCGUCAGCGCAAGUGGUACAUCCAGUCCACAUGUGCCACCUCUGGCGAUGGUCUCUACGAAGGACUUGACUGGUUGUCAAACACCCUCACCAAG